This is a messenger RNA of Lagenorhynchus albirostris (white-beaked dolphin), 558 nucleotides long. RefSeq names its product large ribosomal subunit protein mL42. The transcript has a single exon. Lineage: Eukaryota; Metazoa; Chordata; Mammalia; Artiodactyla; Delphinidae. Gene Ontology annotation, cellular component: mitochondrial large ribosomal subunit. The record is from RefSeq and is a predicted model, not a curated record. The coding region runs from base 68 to 496 and encodes 142 amino acids.
GCAGAUUUUAAAAGCAGUUUCUCUUCAAAUCAUCUUUCAUACCACCUGAUAAGCAUCUUGAUUCACCAUGGCAUUGGCAGCAGUAAAAUGGGCUAUAUCAAGCAGAACUAUCUUGAAAUAUUUAUUUCCGAUUCAAAAUGGAGCCUUAUAUCGUGCUUGUCAUAAAACUAUGUAUCCUUCUCUUCCAGAUGACUAUAAUUGCAAAGUAGAGCUUGCUUUGACAUCUGAUGGCAGGACAAUAGUAUGCUAUCACCCUUCUGUGGACAUUCCGUAUGAGCACACAAAACCUAUCCCUCGGCCAGAUCCUGUGCAGAAUAAUGAAGAAACACAUGAUCUAGUGCUGAAAACCAGAUUAGAAGAAAAAGGUGAACACUUAGAGCAAGGACCCAUGAUAGAACAACUUAGCAAAAUGUUCUUUACUACUAAGCACCGUUGGUAUCCUCGUGGACAGUAUCAUAGACGUCGUAGGAAACUGAAUCCUCCAAAAGACAGAUGAUAUUGAGGUUUUCAGGAAUCAAAGAGAAAUGUUAUCCUGCGUCUCAUUUGCCAUUUGAGAAA